Messenger RNA from Colletotrichum aenigma, 2208 nucleotides. It is a transcript of the gene nirA-6, whose product is annotated as Nitrogen assimilation transcription factor nirA. Bases 1 to 2208 code for a protein of 735 amino acids. Gene Ontology annotation, biological process: DNA-templated transcription; regulation of DNA-templated transcription. Lineage: Eukaryota; Fungi; Ascomycota; Sordariomycetes; Glomerellales; Glomerellaceae. The transcript is spliced from 6 exons. The record is from RefSeq and is a predicted model, not a curated record. Gene Ontology annotation, molecular function: DNA-binding transcription factor activity, RNA polymerase II-specific; zinc ion binding; DNA binding.
AUGCCCCAACCGUCAACGGAGCGGGCCGCGGGCCAACCGAAGCGCAGGUACACCUCGAAAGCCUGCGAAGAGUGCAGACGUCGCAGGGCAAAGUGCGAUGGACAACGCCCCGUGUGUACCCGCUGCUCCGAGCGCAACAUCAACUGCAUGUACAGGAGCGAGGAAGACGGCCGCAAGCCUGCUUCAAAGUCGUAUGUGCAGCUCUUGAGGAACAGAAUCGACCUACUGGAGGCCGUCCUGCAGUCUCACUCCAUCGAUAUAGAGGCCUCUGUCGCGCAACUCACCGCUGCGGGGACCACCCCACAGCUGAAUGCCGUCUCGACUGCGUUGGCGCCCGGGAGCAGCGACCCGGCGCUGGCUGGUCUGAGCCCCUCGGCGUUUGAUGACCUCUGCACAACGUUCGAAGGGGCGUUGUCUCUGGAUGAGUCGGUGAAUUACGACCAGGAUGGAGAGAUGCGAUACUUUGGACCGUCGAGUGGGCGGUUGGAGUUUCAGACUGAAACCGCGCCCGAAGCCGAAGAUCAAGAAAGCAGUCCUGCAACAACGAAAUCUGUGGAAUCAAACUGCUAUAUUCUCCCACUCGAGAGACUUGAGAGUGAAAACUAUCCAGAAGACCUUACAAAUGAGCUGAUCGACUUGUUCUUUGAGUACCAAAACCCCUGGUGCCAGAUCGUUGACGAGAAGCUCUUCAGACAGAGCAUGAAGACCAAAGGGCGCUAUUACAGUCCUUGCCUCCUCAACUGCAUUCUCGCUCUGGGAUCACGAUACACUGAUAGGAUUGAUGUACGCUUGCGACCCGAAGACCAGAAUUCGGCCGGCAAACCGUUUUUGCAAAAAGCAGAGGUGCUCCUCCACAAAGACAUGAAGCGCCCAUCAAUUACAACCAUUCAAUCAAUGUCAAUUCUGGUUGGGGUUUACGUUUCAUAUGGUUGCGAUGCUGCCGGUUGGCUACAUCAAGGGAUGGCAAAUCGCUUGGCUCUCGACAUGGGCCUUAAUGUUGACGCUACAUCUCUGGCUGGCUCAAAUCUCAUUCCUACCGAAGAAAUUGAACUUCGGCGGCAGAUGUACUGGGCACUGUACUGCGAUGACAAGCUCGCGGCCAUUUACACGGGUCGUGUUUGCAACUUCUUGGAUGUCCAAGGAGCAGUCAAUCUUCCUUCAGUGCCAGAACGGAUGAGUGACGGUACAACAGACGCCAACGAAAUGACUCGAUGCACCAAACACAUCCUUGUUCACCGAGCACUCAUUGGUCUCUGCCGCAUUCUCGAAAACAUCCUUCUCGCCCUCUACGCCCCAAAACCACUCUACAAAGGGCCUCAAAGGAUAUCCUUCCUCCACUCAUGCACCCUCGAGCUCAAGACGUGGUUCUACGAACUCCCAGCCGACCUGCGCAUCGACCGCCCCAACGACAUCCCUCAGGUCUACACGCUCAACAUGGUCUACCACACCUGCUGCAUCCUCCUCUUCAAACCCUUCCUCCUGCGCCCGAAGCAGACCACCACCGCGCCCAAGACGGACGCCAUCAAGCGCGCAGAAACCCUCUGCAUCGAGUCCGCGAAGCGCAUCUGCCUCGCCAGCAAGAAGUACCGCCAGGUCUUUGACGGCUUCCGCAGGAGCCCCAUCUCCGCGACGCACUGCAUCCUCACGGCGUCGCUGGUGCUCAUCCAGUACGCGAGCCCGGACCCGGACAUGAGCAACAGCGGCCGGCCGUGCUGCACGCCGUACAUUGAGAUGUGCCUCGAGGUCCUCGGCGAGCUGUCGACGUCGUGGAACCCGGCGGGGCGCAUGCGGUCGGACCUGAUCAAGCUGCUGUACCAGAAGUACCCGGAGCGCAUCCCGCACUCGCUGCUGCAGCAGUGCGCCCCGGACAAGAGCUGUGCCGCGGCGGCGGCAGCGGCGGCGUGUGUGGGGCCGAUGAGGGAGAAGGCGUCGGCGGCGGCGGCGCAGACGCACCCGUUGCAGACGCAUCCUACGCUGGAGCAGAAUUUGUGUCCGCUGAUGAAUAUGUUGGAUGCGGAUUUCAGCUGGGAGGCGGUGAACCAGGCGCCGCAGACGGCUCCGUUCAGCGAUGCGUCUGAGUCUGUUUACAAUACGCAGUUUGCGCUGGCGGAUUCGAUCAUGGAUGUCGAGGAUGGUGGCCAGAAUCUGAUGGAUGAUGCGUUUUGGGCAGGGUUGAACUUUGACUUUAGCUAUGAGGCGCAGUCAUAG